Molecule: messenger RNA, 951 nt
Organism: Rotaria sp. Silwood2
Lineage: Eukaryota; Metazoa; Rotifera; Eurotatoria; Philodinida; Philodinidae
Source: the annotation of a GenBank genome assembly
AUGGCAGCUAUAUUUAAUGCUUUAUUCGGUACAUAUCGUGAACCAGAGCAACAAAAUACUGCACCAAAUUCAACAGAAGCAGAAAUUAAAACUGCUAAUGCUACUGAAAGUCUUCAUACAUCAGUUGUUGUUGAUGAUGUUUGUGUAAAUUCUAUUAUAUCAUCUGAAGCUCAAGCACAUGUAACAAUUAAUAAUAAAGUUAAUAUAGAUAAUUUAAUAUCACAAUUAAGUACAACACAUGCACAAAUUGAUCAAUAUUCUCGAGCACGUUCAAACGAAAUAAAUGAACAAGUUAAAAAAUCUAUUACUGAUGUUCUUGCAAAUACACAACAUCAACAAGAACAAUUAUUACUUACUGCAAAUCAACGUCAUCUAAUCAUUGAAAAUGAAUAUAAACUUCAAUUACAAAAAGCUGUUGAAGCAUUAGAUGCUGUUAAAGCUAAAACUUUAGCUGAUUUAGAACGUGAUUUACAAGCUAGACAACAAUUAAUCAUGUCUGAAGCUAAACAACAAAUUGAUGCUAUAAACAAUCAAGCUAAUACCGAUAAGUUAAAUAGUUUAGUUGAAGCAGAAGAACUAGCUAAACAAAAUAUUGCUAAUCUAACAGAUCAAAUUGUUGUAUCAAAUGAAGCAGAAGCUCAAAAUUUAUUACAAUCAACAACUACUACUAUAAUUACUUCUCAAGUACAAACUGUAGAGAAUCCACAAACCAUUGUAACUGUACCUGUUACAGAAACAGUUAUUACAACAGAUAACCAAAAUGUUACAAAUGUUGCUGAUAAUCAAAUGCAAGUAGCUGUAAGACGCCCAUCGGAAUUAGUAUUAGUACCAAAAUUUCCUACAAAAAAUGAAGAAAAUGUAACAGCUUUAAAUUCAACAAAUACUGGAGUACUUGAGCCUACAGCACCACCUGCAGCAUCAAUAGCUGAUUCCGCAAAUGUCGAAACAUAA